Molecule: messenger RNA, 1110 nt
Organism: Helianthus annuus (common sunflower)
Lineage: Eukaryota; Viridiplantae; Streptophyta; Magnoliopsida; Asterales; Asteraceae
Exons: 3
Coding region: 34-942 (302 amino acids)
Source: RefSeq, a predicted model, not a curated record
GGAACUGAAAACUAUAGGGUUUGGUCUAGUGCUAUGAAACUAGCUUUAGAAGCCAAAAAUAAAUUUGGCUUCAUUGAUGGUAAGUGUAAAAAGAAUACAGAGGAUGAAGUUUUAAGCAGUCAGUGGGACAGAUGUAAUUCAGUUGUUUUAAGCUGGUUACUAAAUUCUGUUUCAGAGGAGUUAUAUUUAGGACAAGUGUUUUCUAAAUUAGCCUCUGAUGUUUGGGUAGACUUAAAAGAAACUUAUGACAAGGUUGAUGGCUCAAUAGUAUAUGAUUUGUAUAAAAAAAUUAAUUGCAUUACUCAAAAUGGUAGUUCAGUUUCUGAAUAUUAUCACAAACUAAAUACGAUGUGGAAGCAGUUUGAUGCUGUGCUUCAACUGCCUUCAUGUUCAUGUCAAGCAGCUAAAGAUUACAAUGAUUUUUCUACCUUAAUCAAGCUUAUGCAGUUUCUAAUGGGCUUAGAUGAUGUAUAUCAUCCUGUUAGAACAAAUUUGUUAACAAGAGAGCCAUUACCUUCAGUCAAAGUUGCUUUUUCAAUUGUUUCUAGAGAGGAAUCUCAUAGAAACUCUAGUGUAGGUACUAAAACUCAGAAUGUUUCUUUUGUUUCUAAAACUGGUCAGAACUUUGAACAAAAAAGGAAAGAGUUUAGAGGUCCAAACCCUAACUUUAAGUGUACUCAUUGUAAUAAAUUGGGUCAUACUGUUGAUAGGUGUUAUGAGUUAGUUGGUUUUCCUUCAGGUUCCAAGAAGAAACCUGGAAGUCAAAGUGGAAAAAAUGUGUCUAAUAGUAGAACAAAUAUGUCAUCUGUUCUUUCUGGUUCUCCUUUUACUUCUGAACAGGUAGCUAAGCUUUUGAGUCUUGUUAGUGAAAAAACCAGUUCUGAUGCACAGCCUUCUAACAUGGGAGGAUUCGAAAUCAGGGAGAGUCCUGGUGACUGGUAAACAGGAUAAUGGAUUGUAUUUUAUAAACAAAGGUUACCUUCCUCUGUGCUUUUGGGAAAAAGUCCAUAUGAGAUAGUGUUUGGUUUUAGACCCUCUCUUGCUCACUUUAGAGUUUUUGGCUGUUUAUGUUUUAGCACAGUUUUAAAUGAUUCAGAUAAGUUGGCUUUU